ACUAUAAAAUUGAAGUGGCAACCUUGAUCUCUAACCUUUUUUGAAGGUUAGAUUUAUAGAUUUAUAAAAAAUACAGAAAGAAAAAGGAAAAUUCCUUUUUUUCAAAAAAAGUGUUGCACUCUUUCUAUUUCUCAUAAUUUCUUGUCAUAAACAAAACCAGUCAAACUCGUAAAGUCAGCGAAGCUAUUCUGAUCCGAAAAAUGGCCCUACCGCCUAGAGAAUCUGGAAAAUACAUCGCCGAACGUGCAAAACACAUAUCAAUUGUUGAGGAAGGCGUGGAUGCGCUAGCGGACCUACUAGUGGAAGAAUACAAGGCUGGUAGAUUGGGUUCCGAAAACUUCUACGAGUGCAGCCUCCAUCCGCACCCGAACGAUCCACAAGCCUUGAACUGGCUGAUUGUUGUCGAUACCUUAAAUUUUUGCUUUUGGCAUGACGAAUCCGAAGAGGGAUGGAAAGUCGAAGGGCACACUGGAUACUUCGCUCUCUGCGCUGCUAUUACUAGAGCUCGAAAAGAAGAGCCAGAAUUUCUCAAUCCCGCCUAUUACGCAGCAAUUUCCGAGCUCCAGCUGAAGAAAAUUCUCAGAAGUGACACAAAAUCUCAGUGCCCGUUGAUAACAGAGAGAGUGAAAUGCCUGCAAGAAGUGGGGAAUGUUCUGAACGAGAAAUUUCAAGGUUCCUUCGAAAAUGUCGUCAAAGAAUCCAACAGAAGUGCCGUGAAACUCAUGAACCUGGUAGUAGAUAACUUUCCAUGUUUCAGAGACGAAGCGACAUUCCAAGGUCAGAAAGUUAGUUUCUAUAAGAGAGCCCAGAUCUUGGUAGGCGACAUCUGGGCGUGUUUCCGAAGUAAGGGUAUCGGGUACUUUGAAGACAUCUAUGAAAUCACCGCUUUCGCUGAUUACAGGGUUCCUCAGUCUCUGAUGUGGCAUGGAAUUUUAAAGUACAGUGCACAGUUGAAUGAGGUAUUGAACAGCAAUGUCGUUUUGGAAAAUGGCGAUGAAAGAGAAGUGGAGAUCAGAGGCUGCUGUAUUCAUGCAGUGGAACUUUUAAAGGAGAGAGUGAAUAAAAACCUUGGGAAGCUAAGAGUCACUUCCAUAGUUAUCGAUCAUUGGCUGUGGAAAUUUAGGAGAGAUCAUUCCAAACAAGUAUUGAAACGAAAAAUACCAUUCCACAAAACAUUCAGCAUUUAUUACUAAUGCUUCAAUGGAUCUAUUUUUACUGCCUGGUUUUUAAUACAUUCGUUACAUAUUCUUAGUGUUCGCCUCUGAAGUUUGGUUUUUUCAGCAAUUCUGAAAGAAUGUUACCACAAAUUUUAGUGAAAAAGCUAAUCUCAGAGGUAUUUGUUGUGUGUUUUUUUUUUGAAAAAUCUCCCGAGGAGAAUUGAUAUUUUUACAUUGAUCUUUUUAUAUUGAAAGUUUAUUAUAUACGGUAAUAAUUAAAUUGAAGAAACUGUGUUUUUA
Leptinotarsa decemlineata (Colorado potato beetle) is the source of this 1457-nucleotide messenger RNA. Its product is annotated as queuosine 5'-phosphate N-glycosylase/hydrolase. Lineage: Eukaryota; Metazoa; Arthropoda; Insecta; Coleoptera; Chrysomelidae. The record is from RefSeq and is a predicted model, not a curated record.